AUGAAUGCUGAUUUGAUGAGUUUAUCUGUGCUUAUUUUCCAUAGAAUCUGGCUGCGGAGAAAUAGGCUAAUAUUUGAAGGGCAAUUCUCUUCUCCCCUGAAGGUUUUCUCUGAGGCAUCUUCUUUGUUUGAUGACUUCAAAAGGUUCAAUUCAAAGGAUUCUAUGGGGCUGGUUUCCUGUCCGGUUCGGCCUGAUCUUGGCAAGCUAUGGAAACCGCCAGCUACUGGUUCUCUUAAAAUCAACUGGGAUGCUUCUUUAAAUGUUAAUUCUGAUUUGGUUGGUAUGGGGUGUGUGAUUAGAAAUGGGGAGGGAAUCGUUUUGGCUGCUAAAUGCUGUUUUUGUAAGGCAGUGGUGGAUCCAGUGUGUGCUGAAGCCAUGGCUGCCUUGGCAGCUCUGGAUUUUUGUUGUGAUCUAGGUGUGGACAGCAUUGAAUGUGAAGGAGAUUCAUUGCAGAUCAUCAAAGCCGUUUCUUCCUCGGGUCAUUCUUUGGACAGAAUUGGACAUUUUCUAGAUGCUCUCAAACUUAAGGCAGCUUCACUAUCAACUUGCAAAUGGAAUCACUGCUUAAGGGAGGCUAAUGAAGUGGCUCAUCUUCUAGCUAGAAGAGCUUCUUUAAGAUGUUUCUCUCAUGUAUGA
Molecule: messenger RNA, 636 nt
Organism: Alnus glutinosa
Lineage: Eukaryota; Viridiplantae; Streptophyta; Magnoliopsida; Fagales; Betulaceae
Exons: 1
Coding region: 1-636 (211 amino acids)
Molecular function (GO): RNA-DNA hybrid ribonuclease activity; nucleic acid binding
Source: RefSeq, a predicted model, not a curated record